AUUUACAAUCCAAACAUGAGUUGUUUGAUUACUUUGAAUAUUCUUGAAUCACAUUAAGUAUUACAAAAUAAUUAUGAACAAUUAAUUAUAAAUAAUGUAAGCAAUAAUGGGAAGUUAUUACGAUUAUUCAACAACUUGGGAGUUUUAUUUGGGUUUAAGUUUAGCACUUAGUUCUAAUUUAUUUAUCGGUACCAGUUUUAUUAUCAAAAAGAAAGCUUUAAUUUACUUGCAAAAGUAUGGUGUACGUGCAGGAGCUGGUGGUCAUGGCUAUUUACGACAGUGGACCUGGUGGGCUGGUCUAUUAACAAUGGGUAUAGGAGAAGCAGCCAAUUUUGUAGCAUAUGCAUUUGCAUCAGCUUCAGUGAUUACACCUUUAGGAGCUCUAAGUAUAGUCGUGACAGCAAUAAUGUCAUCUAAGUUUCUUCACGAAAGAAUGAAUAUUCUUGGAAAGAUAGGAUGCUUCUUAUGCAUGCUUGGCACAACUGUGAUAGUUCUGAAUGCUCCAAAAGAGGAACAAGUAGAAAAUUUUCCGGAGCUUAUUCAGAUGAUGAAAAAUCCUAUUUUUAUCGCAUAUGUAUUCAUAAUACUCAUUGUGAAUCUCUACGUAAUGUUUUAUUGCGGACCACUCUAUGGUCAAGACAAUAUAAUUAUCUAUAUUUUUAUAUGCUCAAGUUUUGGUUCGCUGACAGUGAUGAGUUGCAAAUGCCUUGGACGAGCUAUUCGAGAUUCUUUGUAUGGAGAAAUUAAUGAGAUGGAAAAUUGGCGAACCUGGUUAUUAUUGUUUUCAAUAAUACUAUGUAUAAUGAUUCAGAUGAAUUAUUUAAAUAAGGCAUUAGAUUUAUUUAAUACUGCAGUCGUAACUCCUAUUUAUUAUGUAUUUUUUACGACUUUUGUCAUGACUGCAUCAAGUAUUCUUUUUGAAGACUGGAAACACAUGAGCUCAGAAAAUAUUAUCGGAGGACUAUGUGGAUUUUUCAUAGUUAUAACUGCGAUAUUUUUAUUAAAUGCUUUUAAAGAUUUAAAUAUUUCUUAUAGUGAUAUUAGAUAUUUAUCUGUAGCAAAAAAUUCCGGCCAAAGAAACCAGAACCAAGAAAAUAAUAGUGAUGGAAAUGUUUUAGAAUUGUUAUUACAUUCAUGCAAUUAUAAUGAAUGCACUCGUGCCUGUUGUAAAAAAUAUAACUCGAGAAAGGAAAGUGUAACUUAAUUUAAUUGAUGAAUUUACUCAGCUCAUUUUAAUGAGCCUAACUUUUAAUUCAAAGAUAGUUUUCGAUUACUAUAUUACAUAAAAAAUAUAUAUGUAACAAUUUAAUGUUAUUUCUUUCUAUCGAUUAUAAA
Molecule: messenger RNA, 1335 nt
Organism: Chelonus insularis
Lineage: Eukaryota; Metazoa; Arthropoda; Insecta; Hymenoptera; Braconidae
Gene: spict
Product: magnesium transporter spict
Exons: 4
Coding region: 107-1204 (365 amino acids)
Biological process (GO): magnesium ion transport
Cellular component (GO): membrane
Molecular function (GO): magnesium ion transmembrane transporter activity
Source: RefSeq, a predicted model, not a curated record